Ziziphus jujuba (common jujube) is the source of this 468-nucleotide messenger RNA. Its product is annotated as alpha-copaene synthase-like. NCBI's taxonomy places the organism in Eukaryota, Viridiplantae, Streptophyta, Magnoliopsida, Rosales, Rhamnaceae. Gene Ontology annotation, molecular function: terpene synthase activity. The coding region runs from base 1 to 468 and encodes 155 amino acids. The transcript is spliced from 3 exons. The record is from RefSeq and is a predicted model, not a curated record.
AUGGAGUCCACCAAUGCAUCUAGAACGGGAACGGUAUCAAUUGAGAAAAUAUGGCAACAAGUUGAAGAAUUGAAGGAAGAAGUGAAAGGAUUGCUAAUGGAUUCUCAAAAGAAACCUUUGGAAAAGUUGGAGUUGAUUGAUUCAAUCCAACGUUUAGGAGUUUCUUACCAUUUUGAGAAUCAGAUUGAUGAAAUCUUAGAAAAAAUGCACCACGACUACUCUAAUGGCGUUGUUGAUACAGAGCACGAUGUAUUUAACAAGUUUAAGGACGAAGAAGGAAACUUUAAGGCAUCCUUAGCCAUUGAUGUGUCAAGCUUGCUAAGUUUGUGUGAGGCUACACACCUUCAUAUACACGGGGAAGAAAUUCUUGAUGAAGCCAUAGCUUUCACUACCACUCAUCUUGAGUCAAUGGUGUGCAGAAUAAGCCUCCACCUCUUGGAAAAGGUCACAUUUGCCCAUAACAAUUAA